Molecule: messenger RNA, 1134 nt
Organism: Psilocybe cubensis
Lineage: Eukaryota; Fungi; Basidiomycota; Agaricomycetes; Agaricales; Agrocybaceae
Exons: 5
Coding region: 1-1134 (377 amino acids)
Biological process (GO): formation of cytoplasmic translation initiation complex; formation of translation preinitiation complex; translational initiation
Cellular component (GO): eukaryotic translation initiation factor 2 complex
Molecular function (GO): translation initiation factor activity; translation initiation factor binding; mRNA binding
Source: RefSeq, a predicted model, not a curated record
AUGGCUUCAGAGGAACCGCUUUUUGACCCUUCCCUCAAGAAAAGAAAGAAAAAGGCCGUCGUGUUUAUCGAAGACCCCCUCGGCGCCGAUGCUGAUCCCACAAAACCAGCACCCGAGACCAUCGACAACACUACCAUCAGCGGCGAGCCUGUCGAUCUCGGGCCAACCACCGCCCAUGAACUUAUGGCUGAGGCUAAGGCCGUAAAAAAGGACAAGGAGGAGGAAGACUUCAAGGCGAUGUUUGGCGAUAUGAAGAAGAAGAAAAAGAAGAAGGAGAUUCCGAUGGAUUUCGGCGAUGACUCCGGAACGUCGACGCCAGCCCAGGUAGCUGGAGAUGCUGCACCUGCGGAGAGUGCUACUAUCACUGCCGAUGACCUCGACUUCUCAGACAUGAAGAAGAAAAAGAAGUCAAGCAAGAAAAAGGCCAACUUUGACCUUGAUGCUUUCGAGAAGGAGAUCAACGACUCCAAGCCAGCCAAGGCGUCGAAAUCUGAAGGUGCUGAGGACGAUGAUGAUGAUGGCCCGGAGCCAGACGGUUCACAUCUCGACAACAUUGACGAAGAAGAGCUUGGCGAUGAUCCAUUCGCCCGUCCUGGUGAUGCGCCUGUUGGACUUGACGCUGGCAAUGAGCCAUGGCUGAAAAGCGAUCGUGAUUACACAUAUCAGGAGCUUCUGACACGAUUCUACGCUUCACUACACGCCGCCAACCCCUCACUCCUAUCAAGCUCCUCCAAGAAACGCUACACCAUCGCCCCUCCCCAACUCUUCCGUGAAGGAAAUAAGAAAUCCAUCUUCGCUAAUGUUACUGAUAUCUGCAAAAAGAUGCAUCGUCAGCCCGAACAUGUCAUCCAAUUCCUCUUCGCCGAAAUGGGUACAACAGGUAGUGUUGACGGUGCUGGACGUCUAGUCAUCAAGGGUCGUUUCCAACAGAAACAAGUCGAGAAUGUCCUUCGUCGUUACAUGGUCGAAUAUGUUACCUGCAAAACAUGCAAAUCGCCUGACACCCUUCUCACAAAGGAGAACCGUAUCUUCUUCAUGGCAUGCGAAUCUUGCGGCAGUAGACGUUCCGUCAACGCCAUCAAGAGUGGUUUCCAGGCGCAGGUCGGAAAGAGAAGCAAGAACAAGACCGGGUAA